AUGACGAAGGAAAAUACGAAGCAAAAAACGUCAACCAGUAAGGACACUCCAUCGAUUGUCGAUGGAACAAGUCUAGCCAAUUCCCGGUCAGAUUGUCCUCCAGAUGUAGAAGCUUUGGGACGUGGUACUUGGACACUUCUCCAUUCUAUUGCAGCGUCAUACCCCGAGUCGCCAUCAAAGUCACAACAGUCAGACCUUUUGAGCUUUGUCAAGCUCUUUUCCAAGCUUUACCCAUGUUGGGUAUGUGCUGAAGAUUUCACAACAUACAUGGGACGGGAGGUACCCCGAGUCGGGAGUCGCGAUGAGUUUGGCAAAUGGCUAUGUGGUGCUCACAACGACGUCAACCGAAAAUUGGGCAAGCCGCAAUUCGACUGUUCGCGAUGGCAGGAGCGUUGGCGUACAGGCUGGAAUGAUGGACGAUGCGAUUGA
Molecule: messenger RNA, 429 nt
Organism: Pochonia chlamydosporia 170
Lineage: Eukaryota; Fungi; Ascomycota; Sordariomycetes; Hypocreales; Clavicipitaceae
Product: augmenter of liver regeneration
Exons: 1
Coding region: 1-429 (142 amino acids)
Cellular component (GO): mitochondrion
Molecular function (GO): flavin-dependent sulfhydryl oxidase activity; flavin adenine dinucleotide binding
Source: RefSeq, a predicted model, not a curated record